Molecule: messenger RNA, 1533 nt
Organism: Trichosporon asahii var. asahii CBS 2479
Lineage: Eukaryota; Fungi; Basidiomycota; Tremellomycetes; Trichosporonales; Trichosporonaceae
Exons: 5
Coding region: 1-1533 (510 amino acids)
Source: RefSeq, a predicted model, not a curated record
AUGACGAUACCAACCGGCUCCCCGCCGUCCGAGCUGCUUCCCAAAGCACUCUCCUACCUAGCUAUGGAGGUCGGCAAGGCCGCCCCGCUUGGCCCAUCAGGCGUGCUCGCCCCUCUGUCCGCCUUCCUCGGUCUUCUGGCGCGGCACCGCACUUCUGCCCCUCUGGGACCAUUACAUGCCUUCAGCACACUGUGUGACGAGUCUCCGGAAUCCAUCUCUCUCCCGCUGGCAUGCGACGCGCUCCUCGCCUACCCCACGGCCGUCAGCGUGCUGGACCCGGCGCUCUCGCACCUGAAGCUCGACUGGGACGGGCUGCUGUCUGCUCUGCCGUCGCGCGUCAGCGCUCCGGGGGGCGUGCGCGCAGUUCGCCUGGCACACAGCCUGCUGCGACUGAGGAGUACGGAGAAUGCCGUCGUCAAGCACUCCGAGGCACUCAUGCGCGCGCUCGCCAAGGCGUACGGCGGAGCGGACACGAGGUCGAAGGGCGAGAUGCUGGUCCUCGCGCGCGCACUCGUUGGUAAGGACCACGAGCUGCGGCGCCUGCUCGAGAACGAGGGGCCGAGGGGCGUGCCCCUCGUGAACCAGAGUAUGGGACGGGACUACGCCGAUCUGUUCGAGGCGCAUCGCGCGCUCGGUGACGCUGAGGCGGCGGCUACACGCGGCGCACACGACGAGGAGCACGGGACGGACCCGCGCCUGGCGAACCUCACAGCCCUCUUCCCGCACAUCCCAGCGCAUCUGCUCAGCGACGCGCUCGCGCAUCCCAAUUUCACUGCCGCGGGAGCUAACACCGACGACGCAGCUGCACCGCUCAUCGACGCCAUUCUCGGCAACGAGCUCCCCGCCGAGCUCUCGGCGCUCAAGGCUGCUGCCUCCGCAGAUGGGCCUGCUGCCGCCGCGUCGCCUGUUGCGCCGACCGUUGAACCAGUGCCGGAACCAGCGCCCGCGCCGCCGCGGCGAUCGCAGUUCACGGACGCGGAUCUGGCCAAGCUCAGAAUCAAGGAUACUGAGACAGUACCGGACUUGGACCUGGGACGCGAGAUCCCGAACCAGCUGCGCGACUCCAUCCUGCGCCUCGUGCAGGCGCAAGAGGAGGAGGCAGAGGAGGCCGCGCGCGCCAUCGCCGAGGCACGGGGCUACGCGUCCGACGAGGAGGAGUACCAGCGCGUAAUCGCGACGCGAGACGGGGGCGAGACGACGGACCGGGACGAGGAGGAAGUCGACCUGGCCAGCGAACGGUCUUCAUCACCGCCACCGGGCCUCGAGCGUCCCUCCAAGUCUCACGCGCAGACACAGACCAAGCUCGAACUCGCAUACCUCCGUACGCCCGAAGUGUUUGCGCGCGACAGCGCAACGCGCAGGUCUAAGGCGCGCCAGCAGCUGCGCGAGGACACGGGCAUGGACGACGGGCAGAUCGAGGGGUGGAAGAUCAUGCUCGAGCGGAAUCCCAACAAGGGCAGCAGGGGGCACAGCAACGCCGCGCGCGUCAGUGGGCGGGACAAGAAGAUGUCCAAGAUGGGCGCGGGGCUCUAG